UCUCUCUCUCUCUCUCUCUCUCUCUCUCUCUCAUCUCUGCCGCUUCGCGAAAUCCUAAGCACGUUUGCGUUUGUUUCAGACACUAUAAAAGGGAACUUCACUAUUCCUUACUUUACUCUCCGCUGGAGGACCAUCCAUGGCUGACCGUGAGAGCUCCGGAGCUCUCAUGGACGAUAAUUCUGAACACCCAGAAAGCAACGAAUCAACAGCAGCAGUAGAAGAAGAGCAAGAAAAGGGAGAGGAACGAAAUCGAGUCUUUGAAGCACGGCUUAGCGAGUGGCAUCAAGGCAAGUUGCAGAGUUCUGAACCUUCCCAGGAAGCAGAGCCUAAUUUGGAAACCCUAGCUGUGCCCACUUCGCUUGAAACCGACGAGAAAGAUCAGAGUGCCGAUUUGCAGGCGAGCUCUGGUACGCAGGAGGCUUUGGAAGGCGAAAAGAAGGAGCCAGUUGGAUCUUCUGGCAAGGAACUUACGAAAAGAGAAGCAGUCCAGACAACUCAAACUCAGAUAGAAAGUCAACUUCAGGUGUCAGUGUGUUCAAGUGCAUUGUCUGAAUUGUCUCCAACAUCUGUAACACAAUCUUUAUCAUCUGCUCCUAGUCCAGCUGUACCAGAACAAAGAAAGUCUUCUUCAAAGGUUAACAAGGUAAAUGUGCUGGAAGUAGACCAGAAAAAGCCUGCUCACCGUAAUACCUUAUCUCUUCUUUCUAUUGUGAGGACAUCCACAUCUGAUGGAUACAACUGGCGUAAGUAUGGCCAGAAGCAAGUUAAAAGUCCUACAGGGUCUCGAAGUUAUUACAGGUGUACUCAUUCAGAAUGUUGUGCAAAGAAGAUUGAGUGCUGUGACCAUUCAGGCCAUGUAGUAGAGGUUGUAUAUAAAAGUCAACACAGCCAUGAUCCACCGCAAAAGACUAACUCUGGUAGAGAAAGUAAGUUUGCACCAUCCAAACGGCCUAAUCUAGAGAACAUUGUUCUUGAGAAUCCCAUCAGAGUGCUUAAUGAUUCAAAUCCGUGCCCUUCUUCAAAGGAACCUCCACAAGAAGCACCAUGCAGUGCUGAUAGGAAAAGACAAAACUCAUCUGAUCAAAGUGAGAAUGGUAAAGCUGCCUUGAAGGAUGAGCAUGCUAUUGUGACAGAGCCCAAAAAAAGAGUGAAAAAAGGUGACUAUACGUGCUUGGAUUCUCCAGUAAAACCUGGAAAGAAACAGAAGUUUGUUGUACAUGCAGCAGGGGAUGUGGGGAUAUCGGGUGAUGGAUAUCGAUGGCGCAAGUAUGGGCAGAAAAUGGUGAAGGGAAACCCUCAUCCAAGAAACUACUACAGAUGCACUUCUGCUGGAUGUCCGGUCCGUAAACACAUCGAGACUGCCGUAGAUAACUCUAAUGCUGUAAUCAUUACAUACAAGGGAGUUCAUGAUCAUGACAUGCCGGUGCCUAAGAAACGGCAUGGCCCGCCGAGUGCUCCUCUCGUGGCUGCAGCAGCACCUGCUUCAAUGAACAAUUCACAACAGUUAAAGAAAAUAGACAAACUGCAGAAGCAAAAAUCUUCUACGCAGUGGUCGGUGGACACUGAAGGCGAAUUAACCGGGGAAGCCUUGGAACUUGGGGGUGAGAAAGCAAUGGAAUCAGCUCGAACUCUCUUGAGCAUCGGUUUUGAAAUAAAGCCUUGCUGAAAGAUCUCCCAGAAAAACCUGCAGUUGUAUCUGUAUAAAUUAAUUGGCGGGUAUUGUGUAAUUUUUUUUUUUUCACUUACUAAAUUUUUUUCCCUUUAGUUUUCUUUCCACGUAGUGUUUCAGUGGAACAAUUUGUUAAUAUUUUGGUUGUACAACCUUCCAAGUUGGCUAAAAGUGUUUGGUAGCGUUGUAAUGAAAAUAGGGCUGAUUGACAUCCCCUUUAUUCC
Prosopis cineraria is the source of this 1893-nucleotide messenger RNA. Its product is annotated as probable WRKY transcription factor 32. Gene Ontology annotation, molecular function: sequence-specific DNA binding; DNA-binding transcription factor activity. The record is from RefSeq and is a predicted model, not a curated record. Bases 137 to 1666 code for a protein of 509 amino acids. NCBI's taxonomy places the organism in Eukaryota, Viridiplantae, Streptophyta, Magnoliopsida, Fabales, Fabaceae. The transcript is spliced from 5 exons. Gene Ontology annotation, biological process: regulation of DNA-templated transcription.